AUGCCAACUUUACUCUAUCUCCCAAACGAAAUCAUCUACAAAAUCGCGGACCAACUACCAAGCAGAGACGUAAACUCUCUCUGUCAAACAACACGCCCUCUCUACCAAUAUCUAAUCCGUCACCUCUACCGACGCAACAUAGUCGAAUCCCACAGCACGGCGUUAUUCUGGGCCGCGACGCACGGCUACACGUCCCUGGCGCAGGCCCUCCUCGAGGAGAAUGCAGACAUCCACACCACAGGGGGAUCCCUCACGGAAUCUGAAUCUGAUUUUCAGGCCCGAUAUGCUCGAUUAAGCGCCCAUGUACAGAGCCUAGUCGGUCGGGGGGAUGAUGAUCUGGAUAAAUUAUCGACUCCACUUAUCAUCGCGUCGGCGGUAGGACAUGUCGAGAUUGUGGACCUAUUCCUGCAUCACGGCGCGGAUCCUAACACUGUGAAUGGGGCUGGGCGCUCGGCGAUGGAUAUCGCUGCAAGGAAUGGGCAUAUGGAGACGAUGCGAGUUUUGCUGCGUUAUGGGGCCCGAGGGUGUCAUAAUUCCUCUUCCUCUGCUUCUACCUCGUAUGAUACGAUCCAUGUGGCGGCGGGAGGCGGCCAUCCCGGUGCUCUGCGAAUCUUGAUUGAGAACGGGGUCGAUCCAAACCGCAGGACGUACUGGGGAGAUACAGCGCUGAAAGUAGCGACGCGGUCUGGGCAUAUCGAUGCAGUUAAAACGUUGUUGGAUCUAGGUGUCGAGUUUAUGAAUCGUGAUAGGGAUAUGCACACGGCGCUGUAUGAAGCGGUUAAGAGAGACAACGUGCAGAUCGCGAGUCUCCUCCUCGACGCAGGGGAUGAAAUAGAGGGGAAAGACCGAUGGGGUCGAACGACGCUAACGUGUGCGGUCUGGUUCGGGAGUAUGGAUUCGGCGACGAUGCUUCUGGAUCGCGGGGCGCAGAUAGAGACGCGGGAUGAGAACAACUGCACGCCGCUGUGGUGGGCGUGUCGACGUGGGAAGACCGCGAUGGUGAAGAUGUUGCUUACGCGAGGGGCGAAUGUCGAGUUGGAUGAUCCGAGGGAUGCGAAUCGUACGACGCCGUUGGGGAUUGCGACUCGGCAGAGACAUGAUGAAAUCGUGAAUCUGCUGCUGGACUAUGGAGCUGAUGUGAAUCGAUGUGAUCGCGAGGGAAAGAGUCCCCUUUGGCAUGUCGUGGAGCAAGGGAACGAGACGAUGGCUCGGAAGUUGCUGGCAAGGGGAGCUGAUCCGCAUCUGAAGACGCAACAUUCGCCGCUGGUGUAUCGCGCGGUGCAGAAGAACGAAACUGCGAUGGUGAGACUGUUGCUGGAGAAUGGGGCAGACGCCAACGCGGUGGGCAGACUGCGCAAGUUCAAGCUCGUGCCGGUGCUUGCAUGGGCUCUCAAUAUGGGAUACGAGGAAAUCGUCCACGCGUUGCUCGAUGCAGGCGCGGAUCCGAAUACCAGAGCAUACAGAAGAGCGAUGCCGGUUCUGACGGGAGCCAUUAUCAAGUCGCCACGGGUCUAUACGCGACUGCUGCUGGAGAAGGGAGCAGAUCCGAAUCUUGCCGAUCGCUACGGAAAUACGCCGUUGUUUAUUGCCAUGGCCAAGGGCUCCCCGGAGGAGAUGAGACAGUUGCUGGAAUACGGCGCCAAUCCGCACGAGAAGAGAAAUGGGCGAACUUUGCGGCGCUGGGCCGUCGACAGAGCAGAUGAGGCUGUAGAAUCAGUGCUGGUUGAAUACGGGGCAUGA
Aspergillus tanneri is the source of this 1740-nucleotide messenger RNA. Its product is annotated as Ankyrin-2. Bases 1 to 1740 code for a protein of 579 amino acids. The record is from RefSeq and is a predicted model, not a curated record. Lineage: Eukaryota; Fungi; Ascomycota; Eurotiomycetes; Eurotiales; Aspergillaceae. Gene Ontology annotation, cellular component: nucleus. Gene Ontology annotation, molecular function: transcription cis-regulatory region binding; protein binding. The transcript has a single exon. Gene Ontology annotation, biological process: positive regulation of transcription by RNA polymerase II.